Messenger RNA from Syngnathoides biaculeatus (alligator pipefish), 1758 nucleotides. RefSeq names its product sorting nexin 7 (gene snx7). Bases 91 to 1353 code for a protein of 420 amino acids. The record is from RefSeq and is a predicted model, not a curated record. Gene Ontology annotation, molecular function: phosphatidylinositol binding. NCBI's taxonomy places the organism in Eukaryota, Metazoa, Chordata, Actinopteri, Syngnathiformes, Syngnathidae. The transcript is spliced from 9 exons.
UUGUGUGUGUGUGUGUGUGUGUGCGUAGAAGUUGAGGAAGUUUGUUUCUCGUCUUUUACAGCUCAACUCAUUCAUCGUGGAAGUCGCGGGAUGAGUGGUCAGACGGACGCCGGGAUUUUGGCGACAGACAUGUUGGAUCUGGAGGAAGACGAAGACUUGGAGGUUUUCAGUCAGAAAUUAUUAACGACGGAUAGGGAUCCAAUGCCCAACUCUCCCAGUUCUCUGGUCAACCAGUACCAACUCGAUGAAGACGAUGAACCACAACUUGUCGGCACCAAAGACUUGUUUGUCACCGUUGACAGUCCUGAGAGUCACGUGACGGCGAUUGAGACCUUCAUCAUGUACCGAGUCAUAACCAAGACCACAAGGAGUGAGUUUGACUCCUGUGAGUACGAGGUGCUCCGGCGCUACCAGGACUUCCUCUGGCUACGAAGCAGACUGGAAGAAACCUAUCCGACCCUCAUCAUUCAUCCUCUUCCAGAGAAGUUUGUGAUGAAAGGCAUGGUGGAACGCUUCAACGAUGACUUCAUUGGGACCAGAAAGAAAGCACUGCAUCGCUUUCUCAACAAAAUCGCCGGGCAUCCCAUCCUGUCCUUCAACCAGCACUUUCAAAUCUUUCUCACUGCCCAGGAUUUCUCAUCUCACAGGAAGCAGGGUCCGAGCUUUUUGAGUCGAAUGGGCGACACGGUGCGAGCGGUGGCCAGCUCGGUGUGGGGCGUCAAGAGCCGUCCGGAGGAGUUCACGCUUAUGCAGGAAUACGUAGAAAACUUCGGCUCCAAAAUCUCGUCUGUUGACAAAGUUUCUCAGAGGAUCAUCAAGGAGCAGCGAGAGUAUUUGGAUGAGCUCAAGCAGUACGGGCCUCUCUAUAGCCAAUGGGGGGACAUCGAAGAGGAUUUGCAUGACCCGCUGAAACUCGUGGCCCACUGUGUGGAGCAAUGCAGUACAGAAACGGAAAAGCAGAUCCAGAAUCUUUCGGAGGUGUUGGUACCUGCUGUGCACGAGUAUGUGCUCUGCACUGAAGUACUAAAGACGGUGCUGAAACGGCGAGACAAUAUCCAGGCGGACUUUGAGACCAAAAAUGAGGCCCUUGCGUCGAAAAGGGCAGACCAAGAAGUCGGUCAGCUGGAGAAAGAAGUGGAUGCUCUGUCAGACCGAAUGGAAUUGGCCAACAAUGCGUUGAAGGGAGAUUGGGUCAACUGGAAGAACAGCAUGAGAGGUGACCUCAAAUCGGCCUUCAUCUCAACCGCAGAGAAGAAUGUGGAAUGCUAUGAAAAGUGCCUUGCGGUGUGGGAAUCAUUUCUCUUGUCUCAAAGAAGUGACCCCAUCGAGCAUCAAGAUGAAGAAACCACGUAAUAAUGUAACAUAACUUCAUGAAUCAAACACAUAAUCGCAAUAUUAUCCUUUUGAAUGACCAAAACAAUGUUGCAUACAGUACUUGUUCAAAUAUUGUAAUAUGUGAUUGUAGAAUGUUUAUACAAUACAAUAGAAGUAUCCUACUAACUUUAUUGAUGUUAGUUCUGAAUAUGGAAUUUUCUACGCUACUUAUCGAAGAGGAUGGCAUGUAAAGGUUCCAGAAACUACUUUGUUCAUAAAAUAUGCCAUUUUCCAUAAGUUUAACCUCCCACGUUUUGUGGUUAAAAGCUCGACUUGUAACUUUUUCACUGCUCGGAUCGUUUUUGGUGAGACCUUCUGCGAUGCAUGACUUGACUUUCUGAAGAAAAAAAAAAAACGAUUAAUAAAUAAGCAAGACUUAAAAGA